Messenger RNA from Mycosarcoma maydis (corn smut), 1443 nucleotides. Its product is annotated as putative glutamine synthetase. Gene Ontology annotation, molecular function: glutamine synthetase activity. The transcript has a single exon. The coding region runs from base 1 to 1443 and encodes 480 amino acids. Lineage: Eukaryota; Fungi; Basidiomycota; Ustilaginomycetes; Ustilaginales. The record is from RefSeq and is a predicted model, not a curated record.
AUGUCCCAAACCAAAAUCAAGUACAGCGAUCUGGAAGAGCUGCUGAAGAAUGACAACAAAGUCAAGGUAGCCGGCGUGGACGUCGACGGCAUCGUGCGGGGCAAGUACGUUUCCAAGAAAAAGUUUCUCUCUGCGGCCAAACCGGACUCGGACUUUGGCUUCUGCUCGGUCAUCUUUGGUUGGGAUAUGCACGAUCAGGUGUACCCCACCGAGCUGCUCGUCUCGAACAAGGCCAACGGAUACCGCGAUCUAUCGGCCAAGAUCGACUUGGACACGUACCGUCGUAUUCCAUGGGAGGACAAUUUGCCGUUCUUCCUGAUUCGCUACUUCAACGCGGAUGGCAGCGCGCUUGCGGUUUGUCCGAGGAACUUGCUUCGUUCGGUGACGAGCAAAGUGGAGGCUCAACUCGGAUUGCUCUGCAUGGCGGGCGCCGAGUUUGAGUACUUCCAGUUUGCCGAAACCGCGCAGACGCUCGACGACAAGCGAUUUGUCAAGCUCAAUGCGUUGACGCCGGGCAAUCACGGCUAUUCGAUGCUGCGAACUUCGCUGAACAAGGACUACUUUCUGCAGCUCUUUGACGCUGCCGAAGCGUUUGGGAUCGACGUCGAGGGUCAUCACACCGAGACGGGGCCGGGCGUAUACGAGACGGCGCUCGCGUAUACCGAGGUGACGCGCAUGGCGGAUAUGGCGGUGCUGUACAAGCUGCUUGCGAAAUCGAUCGGCAUGCAGCACGGCAUCACGCCUACAUUUAUGGCUAAGCCGUGGGCGAAUUUGGCGGGAUGUUCCGGUCACAUCCACGUCUCGCUUCGCGAUGCGUCGACGGGCAAGAACGUGUUUGGCCUGAGUGCCGAACAGAUCGCGGCUGGAGGACGUGCCGAUGCCGAGUACGACGAUGUCAAGUACCUUUCCGAAAUCGGAGAGCAAUUUCUGGCGGGCCUGAUGACGGGUUUGCCAGACAUCAUGCCACUGUUGUGCCCGACGAUCAACUCGUACAAGCGGCUCACCACGGGCGAGGCGUACUGGGCGCCCAACAUCUGUUCGUACGGCUAUGAUUCACGGCUUGCGUCGGUGCGCAUCCUUGGUCCGCCCGACGUGCCAGACUACGGUACACGCUUCGAGGUGCGCGUUCCCGGCGCCGAUCUGAACGCGCCGUACGCGUUUGCGGCCGUGUUUGCUUUGGGGCUGUACGGUAUUCAGAACAAGCUGAAACUGCCGUUUGCGCCCAUGGACGCGAGUCGGAGCGUCAAGGAGCAGAAGCUCGUCUACCUGCCCACCUCGCUCGAAGCAGCAACGCAUCGGUUCAUGCAUGCGCACAGCCUCGCCAGGAAGGUGCUCGGCGAUACGCUUGUCGAUCACUUUGGCGGCACACGUCUGCACGAAGUUAGCUUGUUCAACCAGACCGUGACCAACUGGGAGAUGGAGAGGUACAUGGAGUUGAUCUGA